CUUCAAGUGACUUCCGUAGGAUUUAAGCAUAACCUUCCUCAUUGAAGCAUCAGCAAAGGUCUGAUGAGAUGGUGUCUUUCCGUGAUUAUGAAAUUAACUUACUCUUUCUUCUGCUGGUAAAGUUUCACGGGUCAGCAGAACAGGUACAACUAGAAUCAUCUUACAGUGGAAGCAAUAGGACUGCAAAACUUGGUUCCUCUUUUGACUUCUCGUGGAACUACUCUGGUAACUUACACAGAGUUGAAUGGGGAACGAAAGAGAAGGGAAUAAUUGCGCUAGAUGUCCUUCUAUUUAUCCUUGAUAGAAAUGGGCGUCUCAUCCCUAAUGUAUCUCAGUACAAUGGCCGUCGUUUUGGCAGCUGGAAUCAACAUUCACCUGGGCAAGUCAUGUUCACUCUAAAGCCUAUUAAAGCAGUUGAUAACCAGGUUUUCCUCUUCAGAUUUGUCCCAAAUAACCCUUUGGCUCCAGAUGUGUUUGAUAUGGUGCAAUUAAUUGUGAAAGGUCCUCCUGUUGUUGAGAUCGUCCCUCCUGCACUGUCCACUUUAAAGGGUGUUACAGCAAGUUUUACCUGUAAUGUUAAGGGUUUUCCUUUGCCAAACAUUGUGUGGAUGAAGCAGACUGGUUUGGGUGAAAGUGAGAUUUCUGCUAGCGGAGUCAAUGUCCAAAUAAACUCCCAUAAUGAUUCAUCCCAGUUAAUCGUGCAGAAUACUUCAACCACAGACUCAGGCUAUUACAUCUGCAAAGCUUCAAACUUCGUAUCUAAUACUGCAAGAGCCUUCCUUGGAGUUGUAUAUCCAGCUUCGUAUGAGGAUCCUGAUUUGUGUCCCACAAGUUUUGAUGCAACCAAAGGCGAGUCUGUCCUAAUGUGCUGUCCUGUCCAGGGGUUUCCACCUCCUCAAGUUAGCUGGGAACUGCCAAAUAGAACUCGGCUUGAAACAGGAAGCACUAUUUUGCAUGUCACAGUCAAGACUGAGAAUGACUUUGGACGCUACAGGUGCAUUGCAAGGAGUCUGGAAAAGAAUGUCCUAAUGGCUAACAUCACCAUUCAUAAGAGAAAAAUCCGCUCAGGUGCAGCAAAUUCUACAGUUUCCUUGAUGUCACUCUUGAAAUCAACUAGCAAUGAAAAGUAUCUAACGAAAACAACGCGUUAUACUGACGAGAAAUAAAACGCUACCGGUGUUACGUAGCUCUGACGCACCCUCACGCAAAAACGCGAACUCGCUGGAAUAGAAACACAACAUACAACAGUAGUUUAAUUGAAAGAGAAAACAAUAUAAAAUAAUUUCACAGCUACUUGACGAUAAACGGAAAUGCAAAUUCUAGUCGCUACAUGGCUCUUGCAGAUGAACAAGUUACGCUCUCUCAAAAUUAUCACCGUAGUAGGUAAUAGGUGCCUCUUAAACUGCGCAUAAGGAGUCGUUACCGAACAGGAAAAUUGACUGCUCACACCAAGAGCACAGGCCUGAUUCCGCCUGAACCAGUUAGUUCAGAUUGAGAACUGAACAGUUCUAGUUAUUGACCACACGGUCCGUUUGGCCACUUCUGACUGCAAUUAAUUGAAGUAAUUACUUUUUUCAAAGACUUAGUCUGUAAUAGUGAUAUACUAACUUACCUUCAGUUUCUAUGGCGUCAACGUAGCCUACCACCAAAACAACACGACCCAACUUUUACGACGGGGGGCCCGACUAAGCACAAUCAAAUUCCUACGUACCAUUUACAUUUCAAUUUUUCGAAGAGGUUUAAGCGCGAAGAACAAGCCAUGUUGGAGUUCUGCUAAAAAAUCUUCAUGGUCACUUAGAUUCUUAAUAUUUUUCUCAACUACUCAAUAUUAACAAUAGCCAUUUUUUGGAGCAAGCCUAACUUUCAAUUUGUGUAAACCUCCUUCUGCCAGCCGUUAUUUUAAGGUUGCACAUUUUACGUUAAGAGAACUACCAAACGCUAACUGAUCUACUUAUCAAAUUACUAGUUACUACGUUAAGGUUAGAAACAUGUUUGGGGUAAAAGAUAAGGGUGAAACCUCUUGCAACAAAGAUACAUGCAUCCGUGAGUUCCGUGUGUCAGACAAGGCCACAAAAAAUUAUAAGCCCUCUAAAUCAUCAAUCCUGUCGUGGUUCACGCUCUGCAAAAUCUCUCGAUUUUGGAUUCUGCCGCCUCGACUUUUCAAAUAAAGAUGAAAGAGGCCUUCAUAUUAUUUUGCGGAAAAAUUUGCGACAACUUAAUUAAUUUCUUGCGUGUGAUAUUGAAAAAUCACCGAUAAGUAGAAGCUUGUAAAACCUUGUGGCUUUAAUAAAUUUACUUAACUUUGUACGUUUACUUUA
This is a messenger RNA of Pocillopora verrucosa, 2318 nucleotides long. The record is from RefSeq and is a predicted model, not a curated record. Lineage: Eukaryota; Metazoa; Cnidaria; Anthozoa; Scleractinia; Pocilloporidae.